Penicillium bovifimosum is the source of this 1446-nucleotide messenger RNA. Its product is annotated as CENP-N/CHL4 family protein. The record is from RefSeq and is a predicted model, not a curated record. NCBI's taxonomy places the organism in Eukaryota, Fungi, Ascomycota, Eurotiomycetes, Eurotiales, Aspergillaceae. The transcript has a single exon. Bases 1 to 1446 code for a protein of 481 amino acids. Gene Ontology annotation, biological process: CENP-A containing chromatin assembly; chromosome segregation.
AUGGCGCGUCCCAAGACAGUCCGCGCGCCGACAACAGCCAGUCUCCCACAUAACCUCCGCAUUCCUUCAACGGCUCCGUCCCUCGCAAAAUCCCUGGGGAAACUAUCCAGACAAGCAUUACUGGACUUGGCUUUCCUAUGGCUUGAUGAUCGCAACGUCACCUCGUUUCCACCAUAUCUACAAUCCGACCAACAUGACGACAAAGUCGAUGACGAAGCCCUCCCCUACCCCGCCGGGGAGACAAUCGAAGAAGUUCGCCGGGCCUACGAAGAUUUGCAAGAUAGAAAGGGCGCGAAGCGCGAAGUCCUGGAACGGAUCCUAGAAGGCGAUUGGCGACAUGGAAUUACACUGCGCCAGUUGGCAAUGGCAGAUCUGCGCUACAUGGAUGACCAUCCCGCCAGUCUCCGAUGGACGGCGCUCGAGCUUAGCCGAAUUGAUACAAAACAUAAGAAAUCCAAAGAGGUACCAUCGGUCGACUGGUCCAGCUCUAUACCCCGCAUGCAAGCGGCAACGUUUGUGCAGGCUCUCCAACGGGAAAUCUCCCCACUCGUCAAAGCGCAUUACCACCUCGCCCGCUCGGCAACUCUGCCAUUGACAUUCCUACGCAUCUUUGUCGUUGACUCGCCAUAUCAAUCUCCCAGACAGACAGCCGAAAUCUUCGCCGACUCAUCGCGCGUCAUCUACAUCGCUUUCCCAGAUAGUUGCCCCUACGUCUACACCUCUAUCACAGCACCCACGGGGUCAAAAGCUACCCCAUCAACAACCUCGGCGGCUACCGAUACCAGGACUCUUCAGCGCCUGGUGCGCGAUUCCAUCCCCAAGGCUCUCUCCCGUCCCCAGGAACGAUUCUCCCUGCAGGCGACAUCCCUAGCAGCGAAGAAUCUGCCAACGCUCCUAGCACUUCGGGGCCCCGGGCGUUCAACGGCAUCAAAUGGUGCAUUCAGCAUAUUUGCAGACGCAGCAAUUGAAGGAAGUCCACUAGAUCCUCGACCCUCCAGCACAGUCUCAGCCGAAGAGCAUAUCCGAACGAGUCAAUCAGAUCAAGCAGACGAUAAAGAAAAUACUGAUUUAUCAACGAGCAAACGACCCCAUGGUCCAGACCCCGGUUCUCUCUGCCCAGAAUUAAAGAAACGCCGCUUGGCCAUUGAUUCCCGAUUCGGGACAUUAGGGUCUUCACUCACCCCUGCACCGCUGGACCGUCUUGAUAUCAGACUCCUCGAUGCUCUGGGCUCAGGCCAAGAUCAAAGCGACGAGGAGGAUGAAUCUGUGUCGACGUUACCUGCUAUAUCGCUUACCUUUACGGGAUCCGAUGUCAUCGCUGGAAUUCGCAAACUUGCGGAGCUGGGGAUUGUCGAUCCCGAGCGGAUGCCGUCUUGGAUGACCGGCGAGGAGGGUGUUAGCGUGGCAACUGUCCGACAGGGUCGACCGCUUCAGAAGGAUAAAUAA